Acomys russatus (golden spiny mouse) is the source of this 682-nucleotide messenger RNA. It is a transcript of the gene Tm4sf20, whose product is annotated as transmembrane 4 L six family member 20. The transcript has 3 exons. NCBI's taxonomy places the organism in Eukaryota, Metazoa, Chordata, Mammalia, Rodentia, Muridae. The record is from RefSeq and is a predicted model, not a curated record. The annotation marks the transcript as partial. Gene Ontology annotation, cellular component: membrane.
UUCCAGGCUAUCCCAUCAACAGCAAUGUCCUUGUCAGCGAGAAAAAGAGCAUGCUGCAAUAACAAGACUGGGAUGUUUCUUUCAUCACUGUUAAGUAUAAUCACUAUCAUUGGUGCUGUGUAUUGCAUGCUGGUAUCAGUGAAGGCUCUCUUGGAAGGGCCUCUCAUUUGUAACACUCUGGCCAAUAAUACUGUCACUUGUGAAUUUUCACUGAAAAACUUGAGUAACUUUGGUCCUGAAUCCUUCAAUCUGCAGUGGUUCUUCAAUGAAACUUGUGCUUCUCCCACUGUGUUAAAGACCACCACUACCAAUAGCAUGGGCAGUAACUGGAAGAUACUCAACUCCAACUCUGAAGAGGACAGACACAGGAUUUUCCACUUCUCAGUGUUUCUGAGCCUCCUGCUUGUUGGGAUCCUUGAAGUCCUGUUUGGGCUCAGUCAGAUUCUCAUUGGUUUCCUUGGCUGUCUGUGUGGUGUUUCUAGGCGAAGGGGUCAAAUUGUAUAGUUUAAAGGGUAAUAAGCUAGAGUCUCAGUACUUUGAAUAAUUAGAAAAUUGCAUUUAAAAUAUAUGUUUUUGUAAGUCCAAUAAUGAAGCAUCUUCUGGAAUACUGAGUCAUUUUAAUGCAAAAAGUUGUUUUGGGAAUCAUCUCUAAAGCAACUUUAAAAAACAAGCAAACAAACAA